UAUUUUUUUCUGUGGCAUUAGUAGUUUUGGUAUGUUUUUUUGGAAGGAGUAGUUUUGGUAUCUUAAUUAACUUUGCAAUAAUGCAUUUAGCAUAGUUGCAGUGACUGAAUAAUAAUGCAAGUAAGAUAAAUCCAAAGAUUAGUAAAUCUGGUGGGGUCCCGCAAAUAACGGGCAGAGGCGCCAAGAUAAGCGUCUACAUUCCGCAACGUCACUUCACUUCUUCUCUUUACUCUUUGCUCUCUUUGCCCUUUUCGUACUCUGCUCCUCUUAAAUGAAGUCCUCCCGCAGGCACCGGUUUUCCUCUUCCGCCGCCGCCACCACUGUUGUUUAUACUUUUCAGAAUGACAGCUCUGCCCCUGAGCUCGACGGCAUCCCAAUCGCCUCCGCCCGGCCGACCUCGCAACCAAUCCCGAUAACCGUUCACCUCCCUGCUCAUCCCCAAUUCUUAGAAUCCUCCGCGGCUGCUAAGAUACAGGCGGCCUACAGAUCUCACGUGGUCCGCGCUCUUGUCAGGAAGAUCUCCGCCGUCAAUUCUGAAGCCAAUCACUGGCAGAAACUCAUCCAACGCCAGGAGACAGUUGAUGCUGUUCGUACGAGUGCGGUGGAGAAGAUCAAGAUCAACGAGGCAUUGAUGGGCCUGUUAUUCAGGCUGGAUGCAGUGCCUGGUCUUGAUCCUAAUGUAAGAGAGCUGAGGAGGCAUGUGAGUCGCAAGAUUGUGGGGUUGCAGGAGAUACUGGAUGCAGUUUCAGAUACUCGAGUUGAGCAGUGGGACGGAUAUUUGAGGGAUUGGGACGAGAUUGUUGCAGGGCUUGAAGAGGAGGCUUGCAAAGACAUAGGCGGUGGCACAGAAAUGGAGAGGUUCUGUGCUGAGAGUUUGGGUUUCCAGUGCCUGCAAAGAUUUCUCCGCGACCAGUAACCUUAAUUAGGUACUCAUACAUACUAUACUAUACAUCUAAACUAAAUAAGCUUAAUAAUAUUUCUAAAUUGUUUGCCCGUCUCAAAAUAGGAUAUGGAAGAAAAGAGGUAACGAAGCUCACAUUUCAUAUGUUCUACUGCAACUGAUGUGUGAUUCUCAUAAUUUAUGGUUGUCACGUGUACAUGUUAUGAAGAAAAAAUGUAUUCAUAGAGUGAUACAAGAUUGAAAUGCUUUUGUAAAUAGAGAAUCCAUAUGCUAAGUUAGAGGUCUUGAAAAGCCACUGGGUUAUAUAUCAAACUUGUAGCUAAUGGAAUUUGUUUCUUAUUCGUUCCUGUUGGCCGCUCAUCAUGAGUCUCGGUGAAUUGACUCGACUCACUAUGGAAUAUGCAUUUUUAUUUGUUUGA
Molecule: messenger RNA, 1320 nt
Organism: Salvia miltiorrhiza (redroot sage)
Lineage: Eukaryota; Viridiplantae; Streptophyta; Magnoliopsida; Lamiales; Lamiaceae
Product: BAG family molecular chaperone regulator 5, mitochondrial
Exons: 2
Coding region: 272-916 (214 amino acids)
Biological process (GO): protein folding
Cellular component (GO): plasmodesma
Molecular function (GO): protein-folding chaperone binding
Source: RefSeq, a predicted model, not a curated record